AUGAAUAAUAUUGAGGCUAUUACUGCUUCUGAGCAUUUACGGACAGAGCGACCGAGCGGACUAGAUACGUAUGGAGUGAGACAAGAGUUGAGUCGAGCUUUGGAUCUUUGGGCGAGAAAUUCGAAGCUUACAUUUCAUGAAGUAAACAGCGACCGUGCAGAUAUACUCGUUUAUUUCCACCGAGGAUAUCAUGGUGAUGGUCAUCCCUUUGAUGGACGUGGCCAAAUAUUAGCCCAUGCAUUUUUUCCGGGUCGUGACCGAGGCGGCGAUGCGCAUUUUGACGAAGAAGAAAUGUGGCUACUGCACGAUGAUCAACACGAAGAAGGUUCACAAGAGGAAAAACUUUGGGGAAAUUUACCGGACGCUCCAUCUUAUCCAUGGCCUGGUACAACAACUACAACCACUACAACUACAACUACAACUCAAAGGCCACGAACAACCCAAAAGUACUGGAGAACCUGGCCAACUAGACCAAACAGUUAUCCUGAUGAAAAAGAAAGAGAACGAGAGAGAGAAAGAGAGAGGGAAAGGGAGAAACCAGAUUACAAACCUCAGGGUCGUUAUCCUUACAAGCCAGAUUACCGAACUGACUUACCAGAAAAGCCCAAUUGGCCUGAAAAACCAGCAUGGCCUAAACGUCCUAUAUGGUCGGAGAAGCCAUAUAAACCUCAUCGGCAUUAUACGUCAACUAGCUCUACAACAGUUAUGCCACCGCUAUUUCGACCAAAACAUCGUCCAACACCAAAACCAAGAAGUGAUAUUCCCGAUAAAUGUGAUACUAGCUAUGAUGCUAUUAGUAUCAUUCGCAGAGAAGUCUUUAUUUUCAAAGGAAAAUAUUUCUGGAGGAUAGGGGACCAAGGAUUAUACGAAGGAUAUCCAGCAGAAAUAGUACGUCUAUUCGAUUUACCCGAAGACAUUGAUCACGUAGACGCUGUAUACGAACGACUAGAUAAGAAAAUAGUAUUUUUCAUCGGAAGAAAUUAUUAUGUCUUCAACGCAAAUAAACUUGAACCCGGGUUUCCUCGACCUCUUAGUACUCUGGGACUUCCCGAAAGUCUUGAUAAAAUUGAUGGAGCAAUGGUAUGGGGUCAUAACAGCAGAACUUACUUUUUUAGUGGUACUAUGUACUGGAGAUUUGACGAAGCCAUUAAUUAUGUUGAAUUAGAUUAUCCAAGAGACAUAAGCAUGUUCGCAGGCAUAGGCAACAAUAUUGAUGCUGUAUUUCAAUGGAAAAACGGUAAAACAUACUUUUUCAAAGGUAAUAAGUUCUGGGAGUUCGAUGAUCUGAGAAUGAGAGUUGUUCACGAAAAACCAAGACUGUCAGCACCAUUUUGGAUGGGUUGUACCUCCGAAUUGGACAGCAAUGACGUUGAUUUACCGCGAAGACGAGCAAAAAUAGUUUAUAAUACCGGAAAUAAACCAGCUAUUAACUUUUUUAAUAGAUUCUCCAUGAUGCCUUUAUUAGUCAGUUUUGGUAUACGAUAG
Messenger RNA from Cotesia congregata, 1485 nucleotides. The record is from the annotation of a GenBank genome assembly. Lineage: Eukaryota; Metazoa; Arthropoda; Insecta; Hymenoptera; Braconidae.